AUGUUUUGUUGUACUUACGUGGGUCUUCUGAGUUUUCGUUUGCGAUUACACGGUCUUUCUCGACUCGAACAAAUUUGUUGGAACAUGCUGAUUGAAGCUGCACAAUCUGAGACAAGCAAUUUAUUUCUACAAUCAGAACCUGUAACGGAAAAAUGUCGGGAAAAAGAAAAAAGACUUCACAGCAAUGUCUUCGACCUUACAUCUCUAGACACACUCAAUCACGUGACAUCGCUGAUUGAAAGAACAAAUCUAAAUAUUUCUCUUAAGUUUUUUGUCGUUGCUUUUGAAAGUUUUGACUGUUCCCAUUAUCUUAUGACUUUUAAAUAA
Messenger RNA from Clunio marinus, 327 nucleotides. NCBI's taxonomy places the organism in Eukaryota, Metazoa, Arthropoda, Insecta, Diptera, Chironomidae. The record is from the annotation of a GenBank genome assembly.